UUAUAAUAAUAGGGUUGGUUCAGCCGCUCAUCAAGAGCUUUGUUAGGUAUAUCCACGCGCCAUACGACUUCUCGUCUCAGAGCUGCCUCACCUCUCUGCGGCGAGGCUUGCCACUCAUAACGUCUUUAGUUAUACAGCUAGAGAGCAAGGCAUCAUGGCUCCACAAGAAGACUACGUCGACAACUCUGUCGAUAGGGAUAAUUCCUCGCCUGAACGGCCUCUUGAUGAAAAGACAGCUUUCCCUAGCACGGUCCACGAUGUCGACGAUGCCGUACAUGAUCUUGCUGAAAAGCUUGGUGAUAGGGUUACUGGCACGGCACCGUUGGAUGACAUUGAAUAUGUCAUGGACAAGAUCGAAACGUUGACUGUCGAAGAGAGCAAAGAGAUUAUUCAAAAACUUCUCAAAGAUCACGAGUACGACUAUAACUUCUCCAAUAGUCAGCGCGAGAAGCUUGCAACUUUGACUGAGGGACCCUCCGACGGACAGGAUCCUGAAGAGUGGGAGCUGGAGUUAAAAACCGAGGCGGCAAUCAACAAGUUCUAUUCACCAUACCCCGAGGUGCGCGCUAUUACGACACCGACAGACGAUGUCAAUAUUCCAUGCGAGACUAUUCGUGCCCACUUGCUUGGCUAUAUAUGGGCGGUUCUCGCCCAAUUCACCAAUUCAUUGUUUAAUUCGCGUUUUCCAUCAAUCACGCUGACAUCUGCCGUUGCGCAAAUCCUUCUAUACCCAUGCGGCUUAUUACUUGCCCUCGUUUUGCCAGACUGGGGUUUCACAAUUCGUGGUCAGAGGAUCUCGCUCAACCCAGGCCCAUGGUCGUACAAAGAACAGAUGCUUUCCACUAUCAUCAUUGAUGUUGGACUGACAUCGGCCUAUUGCUUCUGGAAUAUCCAGACUCAGACCGUUUACUACAAGGACAAAUGGCUUACUCCUGGAUAUGGCAUUCUGUUGCUUCUUUCUACGCAACUCAUGGGCUUGGGAUUCUCCGGCUUGCUCCGUCGCUUUGUCGUUUAUCCGGCGGAGGCCAUAUGGCCCAAUAUUCUUCCUACAGUGGCACUGAACAGAGCAUUGUUGGUCCCUGAAAAAGUGGAAGUAAUUCAUGGCUGGCGGCUAUCGCGUUACAAGUUCUUCUUUAUUUUCUUCGGCGGCAUGUUUAUUUAUUUUUGGCUUCCAGACUUCAUUUUCCCGGCUCUCAGUUAUUUUGCCUGGAUGACAUGGAUCUCACCAAACAAUUUCAACUUGAACAUAAUUACUGGUUCUACAAAUGGGCUUGGAUUCAAUCCCAUUUCGACUUUCGACUGGAAUGUGAUUUCCACAUAUUCACUUCCUCUUGCUUACCCAUUCUUUGCAUACUUUCAACAGUUCCUGGGUACAGUUGUGGGUGGGCUGAUCAUUAUUGCAUUGUAUUGGUCCAACACAAAUUGGUCGGCAUAUCUCCCUAUCAAUUCAUCCGGCAUCUUUGAUAAUACUGGUCAAUCAUAUAAUAUUACGAGAGUUGUCAAUCCCAAUGACGGUUUCCUCAAUGAAACUGCUUACAAGGAGUACUCCCCCGCUUUCUAUAGCGCGGGAAAUUUGCUCAUCUAUGGCGCAUUCUUUGCUUUCUACCCCCUUACGAUGGUAUUCAUAUUACUUGAUGCUUGGCGACCACUUCUCAAAGCCUACAAGUCUACGGCAAGAGCCGCUAUCGAUUCGAUAAGAAAAACCUUUGUUGGUACAAAAAAUGCAGUCGCGUCGCUUGCCAGAGGCAAUGUACGUGAAGCCGGUCGACAUCUGUAUGAUAUACUAAACGACGACACAUCAAUAUAUGACGGAUUCGAUGACCCACUGACAAAACUCAUGCGUAAUUAUCCCGAAGUACCGGAUUGGUGGUUCUUGAUUAUUGCACUCGUUGCGUUCAUCUUUGCAAUUAUCAUUGUAGCCCACUGGCCCCAGCUCAAUACGCCUGUUUGGACUGUCUUCUUUGUGAUUGGAUUGAAUCUGGUGUUCCUCAUUCCAAUGUCCUACCUCUAUUCAAUCUCUGGCACAACUGAAGGGUUAAACGUUGUCACGGAGUUGAUUGUCGGUUACGCUUUACCUGGUCACCCCGAGGCCUUGAUGUUUGUCAAGGCGUUUGGGUACAACAUCAAUGGGCAAGCAGAUAAUUAUAUUUCGGACCAGAAGAUGGGCUUCUAUGCCAAGGUCCCCCCACGCGCUAUGUAUCGUGGCCAAGUAUUGAGCGCCAUUAUUACUGCGCUUGUCGCAUACGCAGUUGUCCAAUUUGCUGACAAUGAUAUUGCGGGCAUUUGCACUCCGGGCCAGGUCUCCAAUUUCAAUUGUGAGAACGGAUCGCAAGUAUAUUUCUCGUCGUCUGUUGUCUGGGGUGCAAUCGGUCCCAAGAGAAUUUUUAGCCAGAUCUAUCCGACCAUUAAAUACACAUUCCUCUUUGGCUUCCUGCUCGCCCUCCUUUGGUGGGGCCUUAAGCGCUUUGGUUCCUACGUCCGCGAGGGAUUCAGAGCUGCGUUGCCUGCCAUCAUUUUCAAGCCUAUCAACCUGAUUGUAUUUACGCCUAUUUCAUGGUUGAAGCACGUACAUCCAUCCCUUGUACUUAACGGAAUGCUUUUAUGGGCGCCUCUCAAUCUCACCUACUUCACUGGUGGCCUUUAUUUCUCCUUCGCUUUCAUGUACUAUCUGAAAAGAUACAAGACAGCCUGGUGGGAGAAGUACAAUUAUGUCUUAGCCGCCGCACUCACUGGCGGGGUCGCGUUUUCAGGUAUUAUCGUCUUCUUUGCUGUGCAAUACCACCCCAAAACAAUUAGCUGGUGGGGUACUAAGGUGCUUGGAGCCACGAUUGAUGGUGGCGCUGGCCGCCAGAGUCUGCUCACCGAAUUACCUGCGAAGGGCUACUUCGGCCCUGACACAUGGUUUUAGGUGUGAAAGGGGAAUAAUGUGUUAAUGAAAUGAUUUUUUUUUGAGUCCAAUUAUGGGCUAGGAAUAGGGAAAUACCAGUCAUUACCUUUGUAUG
Messenger RNA from Trichoderma asperellum CBS 433.97, 3002 nucleotides. RefSeq lists its product as uncharacterized. Lineage: Eukaryota; Fungi; Ascomycota; Sordariomycetes; Hypocreales; Hypocreaceae. The record is from RefSeq and is a predicted model, not a curated record. Gene Ontology annotation, molecular function: oligopeptide transmembrane transporter activity. Gene Ontology annotation, cellular component: plasma membrane. Gene Ontology annotation, biological process: transmembrane transport.